Molecule: messenger RNA, 1677 nt
Organism: Vitrella brassicaformis
Lineage: Eukaryota; Vitrellaceae
Source: the annotation of a GenBank genome assembly
CGCGUCUUCAAAUGUUCUCGUUGCUUUGGCUCCCUCUUGCCGCGGCUCUUGUUGCCGCGUGUGAGACAAAGGCCCUCCCCCUCCCCCUGACCCUCGCCACACACAAUGCCUCCAUCGGCAGUCUCUCUGUCAGUGCAGACACAACCGCCUCCGGAUCCCUGCGUCAGGUGGAUGUGUGCGGCAACCUGGUGGAGAGCCCGAUGCUCGUCGCAGCCUUCAAAAUCGCCGCACGCCAUGGUGUGGACGUCGCUCCCGUCGCGGAUCCCAUUCUCGUGAGUGCCGGUGAAAGACAGACACACACGCACGGCGCCCAUAGAGGCCGGCCGGUCUCUCUCUCUCUCUCUUUCUGUUCGUGUGUGUGUGUUUUUUUGAAGGCCUUUCGUUAUUUCAGCAAGGAGCAGAUGGAUGUGGUCGAAGAACAAGUGAACACAUACCUGACGGCGGCAAAAGAAGGCCUCUUCACCGACAAAGAGAGGGCAAAAGCAUAUUUGUGGGCAGAGAGGAUCCGCUCUGCAAUGGACGAAAUACAGCGGCUGGCCAACCCCGAGAAGAAGGAGAUUUGUUUGCGUGAUUGGCACCGUUCUGAUGAGACAGCCUGUCCCCCAGCCAUGCCGCAGCUGUGCGCUUUCGGGUAUGAGUGCGCCAGCAGCGCUAUCCAGUGCGCAAAAUACCAAUUCAUAUCUGGGGUAACAAAUGGCGCGAGUAGACAGACGGACACACCGCACAUGUGUCUCAUUUCUGUGUCAGCUUGAGACGAUCGGCGCGCCUCUGUACCUUCUGGGGUGGCUGACGGCCAACCCCACCUUUGUCGGCGCUUCCCGCGUGGCCGGGACCGGCUCCUUUUUCCUGAAGCACAAGGCUCUUUUCUUCGAGUAUGCCUCAAUCAGCCAGCAGGUGCAGGACGACCUCGAGGUGAAGGGAAAGCUCGACAAAGAGACGGCCACAAAGGUGGCCUCGCUGGCGUGGCUGGGCUGGUUCGUCAAGCAGGGCAUGAACGUGUAUCAGAACCUUCUCUGGAUACGCGGCAACGUACCGGGGUAAGCGCACCAAUCAAGAAGGAUGGAUCCACAGCCACCGGUGACGUUUUUGGUCUCAGGAACCCAGUCAUGGGCAUGACGAUGUACGAUUGGUACAGCAGGUGGGGCGGCUACGUGUGGAGGUACCUCUCUGGCGGGCUCGAGCGGGCCUGCACCCUGCUGAAGGAACACUUGCUCUCCCACUUCCUCACCGCCACCUUUGACGAGCAGCAAGACAACACCCAAGAGCAGCAGGAGAGAGACGGAGAGGGAGAGGGAGAGGAAGAACCGGAGACAGACAAAGAGACGGAGGAAGAGAGAAAAAGAAGGGGAUCGUUUUGGGCCAAACUCUUCAGUCGAAAAGAGUGCGACUACACUGGCAGGCCAGAGACUCCGCUUGACGAGGCGUGUGAGCUGACCGGGCUGGUGCAGGCGAAGCAAGACAUCAUACGCGUCGAGAAGCGCGUGCAGGAGAGGAAGGAGAAAAGGCGACGCAAGAAAAGGGGAAGGAGAGGGAAGAAGAGGGACGGGCGAUGAUCGAUGUGAUCGAUGUGACGGAUGGACGGAUGGAUGUGGCUGCGUGGUUGGUGUGAGAGACAUGGCUUGUGGUUUAUGGUCAAGGCCGGCUCUGUGUGUGGCAUGAUCGCUUUCAAUGUCCGCC